CAGAAACCAUUUCUCGCGCCAUGAUGGGCUCCAUUAACUAUCCAAAACAAGACUCCAAGGAACAAACUCUCUGCUAAUCACCACAUUUGUAGCAGCGAAAUAUUUAAGAAAGCCCUCCUUCCCGGCGUAUCAUGAUCAGUGUCCUCGGUCUAGCGUGCGAACUCAUAGCUUCGACUUUGUUUCGGAAAUGAUUACGCGGUUUAUCAAUCGGUACCUUCAGUCGUCCACUUUGCGCACUUUAUAUACACACAAACAGACCCGCUCCAUAAGUACCUCAACGAAUCGCGAGCUGUUCUGUUAUACAUCUGGUAGGUUUCUGUACAAUGAGGAUAUUCGACUACGUGAGCGCUAUACCAAAUUCGACCCCACCGCCCUCCUCCGAGAAGCAGAAAGGCAUAUUGGAACUAGUCAUGGUCAAGCUACCUGCAUCGCAAAGCUUGCCGAAGGAGGAUUCAAUCGAGUUUUCCUUCUAACAAUGGAAGAUGGUUUUCAGACUAUUGUCAAAAUUCCAUACCCGUUAACUGUGCCCAAACACUACGCGACCGCCAGUGAAGCCGCCACACUGUAUUACCUUCAUUCUAAAGGCAUCCCUGUGCCAAGGAUGUAUGGUUAUUCCUCUUCAGAGAACAAUCCUGCCGGAGUGGAGUAUAUCGUUAUGGAAAAGGCUCCAGGUGUCGGCCUAGAGACUAAGUGGUCGAGCAUGAGUAAACGCGAACUACAUAAACUCGCAUCCACUUUCAUUGAGAUUGAGAAGAUAUUUUUCAACAUUCCUUUCGGGGCUACUGGGAGUAUUUACUUCAAGAAAGAUGUUCCCCCUGAGCUUCAAGCGUCAUUAUAUAUGCCUAAUAUUGAUAAUGACGCUGAACACGAAACACUUUGUAUUGGCCCAACCGCAGAUUAUAUGUUUUGGUAUGGGAAACGGGCCGGCCUCGACCUGUAUUGUGGACCAUGGAUCGAUCCUAAGGAGUACCUUGUUUCUAUUGCGGAAAAAGAAGUUAAAUGGACUCGGCGGUAUGGGAAAGCAAUGGAACUGGACUUUCCACACAAUGGUGUGUUUCCUGGGAAGAAAUCUCCAGAGGAUUACCUAUAUCUGCUUGACAAAUAUCUCGCAUUAGCUCCAUACCUACUUCCAAAAGGAACAACUAGCGCACUUAAUCAACCAACUCUUCGUCAUCCAGAUUUAAACCCAAACAACAUCUUUAUUUCGCCCGACUCCGGCGCCAUAUCAUGCAUCGUUGAUUGGCAGCAUACAACGAUUGAACCUCGUCUACUGGUUGCAAGUUACCCCCGCGCCUUUGAAAGUCCAGUCUCCGAAGAGUCCUCCAAUCUUAAAGAACCCUCGCUUCCCUUGGAGUACGAGACUCUGACAGGAAAGGAAAAAGCUGAAGCCGAUGAACUUUACAAACGGCGCCUCCUCUCUUAUUACUAUUGUAUUUUUAACGGCCAUUUCAACAAACCACAUCUUGAAGCUCUUCGUGAUCCGAUACUGCUCCCACGCCAGCAUCUUGUGGAUAGGGCAGGGAGGCAAUGGAGUGGGAAUUUAAUGACUCUGAAGGGCGCUUUACUUCGCAUGAUUGAUUACUGGCCUUAUCUACCUGAUACGAAAGGAGUAUCAUGUCCGGUACAAUUUACCGAAUCUGAGGUCACUGGGUUUAACGAGGAGGAGCAGCUGUGGUUUGACUUAAAUAAAGUCGUAAACCUUUGGCGUGACGAAAUUGGUGGUGCGAGCGAGGAUGGCUGGAUCAACAAUGAGCAAUAUAAUGAUUCUAUUCGAAAACUUGCUGAAUUGAAAGCAUCUCUCAUUGCCAACGCGGAAGGAGACCAUGACGAUAUUCGCCUAUUGGAAAGAGGGUGGUUGUUCAGAGACCGUGAGGAAAUUGUUUGAUUUAUCAGGAGCCAUUAUUAACUUACAAUAAAACUUGUUUCCUUUUCUUUCUUUU
Messenger RNA from Aspergillus ochraceoroseus IBT 24754, 1940 nucleotides. Its product is annotated as phosphotransferase family protein. NCBI's taxonomy places the organism in Eukaryota, Fungi, Ascomycota, Eurotiomycetes, Eurotiales, Aspergillaceae. The coding region runs from base 188 to 1885 and encodes 565 amino acids. Gene Ontology annotation, cellular component: mitochondrion. The transcript has 4 exons. The record is from RefSeq and is a predicted model, not a curated record.